Microstroma glucosiphilum is the source of this 2077-nucleotide messenger RNA. Its product is annotated as general substrate transporter. NCBI's taxonomy places the organism in Eukaryota, Fungi, Basidiomycota, Exobasidiomycetes, Microstromatales, Microstromataceae. The record is from RefSeq and is a predicted model, not a curated record. Gene Ontology annotation, molecular function: carbohydrate:proton symporter activity. Bases 166 to 1764 code for a protein of 532 amino acids. Gene Ontology annotation, cellular component: membrane. Gene Ontology annotation, biological process: carbohydrate transport; transmembrane transport. The transcript has 3 exons.
AGAGAUCCACCUGUCCGUAAAGUAACGGAGACGAAGUAUAAAGGGGGGUCCCGACGUCUCUAGGAAAGUGGCAAAUUCUGUAUCUUGCCAAGAGUACAUCGUCCCUUUUCUCUUCUCUUGACCCAUUCGCGAGCCUCCCCUCCUCUCACACUCCUCCCUCCCAUCAUGACCCUCCCACCCAAGGUGUAUACCUUUCUGUGCGGCUGCUUCGCAGCCCUCGGCUCCAUCACCUAUGGCUACGACUUGGGUGUCAUUGCCGGUGUCAUCGUUGCACCUGCCUUCUUGAACCGCAUGGACAACCCAUCGGCAGAUUACACUGGUUUCAUCGUCUCCUCUAUGCUUCUUGGAGCCCUCUGCGGUUCUGUUCCCGCUGCGUUGGUAGCCGACAAGUUCUCAAGACGGGCGGCCAUCCUUGCUUUUGCUAUUGUUUUCCUCCUGGGAGGAUCUCUGCAGACUGGUGCGAUGAACCGUGGUAUGAUGCUCGCCGGGCGCUUCUUUGCCGGACUCGGCAUAGGCGGACUGACCGUACUCGCUCCGUUAUAUCAAAGCGAGAUCGCUCACCCCUCCAUCCGUGGUCGGCUCACGACUCUGCAACAGUUCUUCUUGGGCAUCGGUGCUCUUCUGGCUUCCUUUGUUGUGUACGGCUGUACUCGAAAUUACCCAGGCACUGUCUUCGAGUGGCGCUUUCCCCUCGCGCUGCAGCUGUCGCCUGCCGUACCUCUUGCCGGUCUCAUCUUCCUUUUCCCCGAAUCACCACGAUGGCUCGUGGCUCAUGGAAGAGAAGAUGAUGCUCGCCGCUCUUUGGCCCGUCUGCAUGCCUCGGGCGAUGAGACCGACGUCUUUGUGGUCUCACAGCUGGCGGAGAUCAAGGUAGCGGUACAGGAAGAGCGACGGCAAACUGCGAAGUGGUCCCGCUUCGUGACCGACAAGCAGGCCUUCCGCAAGGUGAUGAUUGGUAUCAUCCUCCAGUUCAGCGUGCAAAUGACGGGUGUCUCAGCAAUCCAGUACUUUGCACCUGCUAUCUUCAAAGGAUUCGGGUUUGGAACGGAGCAGACACUGUUGCUGCAGUCGAUCAACUCCAUCAUCGCCAUUAUCGGCGAGAUCAGCUGCAUUGUCUUCGUUGAUAGACUUGGCAGACGCCUACCACUCAUCUGGUGUAAUAUGGCCGUUGGAUCCACCUUCAUCGUCGUCAUCAUCCUGCAGGCUUUGUUCCCACCCACAGACGCGGGUGUCUUCAACGUAGGUGCCGGAAGGACAUUCGUCGCCAUGACCUGGAUCUUCAACUUCUUCUUCAGCGCUGGUAUCGGCCCACUAUCUUUCGCCAUUCCUGUGGAGAUUCUCAGCACUGAUCUGCGAGCCAAAGGAUCAGCACUGGCAGCCAUGUCCUGCUGGAUUUCCAACUUCAUGAUUGGUCAAAUCACACCAAAGGCCCUCGCGACUUCUCAGUGGCGCUACUACCUCUUGUUUGCAAUCUGUGGCUUCACAAACGCACUGACCUUCUGGGCCAUCCUGCCCGAGACAAAGGGUCGCUCGCUAGAGGAGAUGGACAUGUACUUUGAAGAGACACCUUGGCUUGUGCUCGGCAAGACGGGAAAGAUCAAGCAGAAAGACGCCGAAGACCGAUUGCGACAGGGUAUCGUUGCUGGUGGGGCGGCAGGUGGUGCACAGGGACAAUGGGGCGACGAAGAGAGUGCAGGGGACCAUGCUGGCGAGAUCAAAAAGAGUGCUACCGGAGACGUCGGGGUCAACACCCUCGAUGCGUGAAAUGUUCUGCUAGCUGUUAUAUUCGUAUGACCGAAUCACGUUACAUUCUACGAAAGGGCCAGCAGUAGUACAUUGACUUUUCUAUCAUCAGUUGCACCCCGAGAAGAGAAAAGAAACCCCAAAGGACGAAAAGGAGAGAGAGAGAGAGAAGACGAGACAAGAUGAGAGGAAGAGAGGAAGCUAGUCCGAGGCCCUCUCCUUCCCCUUCCUCGACCCGCUUCCCUCAGCCUGCCCACUACCACCUCCGACGCCAGCCGUUGAUGACCCCUCGUCAAGCAGCCCCGCUGCUGACAAUGCCUUGUAGUUCUCUCCG